AUGGCGACACGAUUUCCCGCCGUUGAUCGGCAAACAUAUCAGAAACGAGUUGAUGAGCUCCGCUCACGCGAAAAAUCUCAUACUCGGGAAGGAGAUGCAAUCGCCGCUGCACGGCGCCGUCUUCCUAUGGUCGAGGUAGAUGCCACCACAAUUCUGAUCGGAGAAAAUGGCGAGCUCACACUGCUUGAAGCCUUCGAGGGGCGCACACAACUAUUCGCAUCGUACCAUAUGUGGUAUACUGGCCUAGAAGCAGCUGAUCAGUGCGAAGGCUGUACAUUCAACACCGGCCAAGCGCUUGAGUUGUCAUACCUUCAUUCGCGAGACGUCACUUUUGCAGUCUUCUGCCAGGGCCCGUUUGAAGAAAGCAAUCGUUAUCGCGAGUUCAUGAACUGGAAGAUGCCAUGGUAUUCAGUGCCCAAUAAGUCAUAUAAGCAGCUCGCUAUUGCAAGUCCACACAACUUCGGCAUGAAGGCGUGUUACUUGCGAGAGGGUAAACGCGUAUUUGAGACGUACUGGACCACUGGACGAGGUUGUGAGCCAAUGAGCGGCAGCUACGGCAUGCUUGAUAUGACCAUAUACGGGCGGCAAGAGCUGUGGGAGGAUUCGCCAGAGGGUUGGCCUAAACUAUAUCGAGGAAACAGUGACCAAUUUCGAAGCGAAAACGAGCCGACAAUGAUUACCCGAGCAGGAAUCAAAGGGCGUCCGAGUCCUCAAUGGGCGCGGCUUGCUACUACACCAGCUGGUGACCUUGGCCAUAAUCAUGAUCCUGUGGCUGAACAUUGCUGUCCCUCUGUCGCCGUUACAGGAGUGAGGUUAGGUGCAGACAAGAUACAAACAUGA
Molecule: messenger RNA, 840 nt
Organism: Truncatella angustata
Lineage: Eukaryota; Fungi; Ascomycota; Sordariomycetes; Amphisphaeriales; Sporocadaceae
Exons: 1
Coding region: 1-840 (279 amino acids)
Source: RefSeq, a predicted model, not a curated record